GCGGUAUUUCAAGUGGUGUUUUUGCUUUUUAGAUGUCAAUUAGUGAUGAAGAUGCUGAUAAUCCUCUACUGGAAAGAAAAUAUUCCAUAACUCGUGAAAUUUAUACUAUGGACAAAUUUCUACAACACUAUCCUAAAUCGCCAGAAGUACAAAAAUCAUUUUCGCCAUAUAAGAUUUUGAAAAAAUGCACUUGUUCGAAAUUCGCCAGCCUCCUAUCCUUUGUUUUCCCAUUUUAUUCUGUUUUGGCUCCUUUUUACAACCUACAAUCAUUUUUAUCAGAUCUGGUUGCUGGCUUAACACUUUCAAUAGUCCAUAUACCCCAAGGAAUGGCAUAUGGUGUUUUGGCCGGAGUAAAACCAAUCAAUGGAUUGUACACCUCAUUUUUUCCUGCUCUGAUUUACUUCUUUUUUGGGACUUCACGCCAUGUCUCUAUAGGUACAUUUUCUGUUGUUUCACUUUUAACGGCUGAUCCUGUUGAUAGAUUAACAUCAUUAUUCGAUGUAAACAAUCAUUCUUUAGAAAAAUAUGAUAUUUUUAAUGAAAAACAAAUAGAUGAUUUUCGUUUAACUGUUGUUAUAACAGUUUGUAUUUUGACUGGAUUAUUUCAAGUCGCUUUGGGUAUUCUUCGUCUAGGUGUACUAGUAGUUUAUAUAUCGGAACCAUUAUUAAGUGGCUUUACUUGUGCAUCUGCUGUUCAUGUGUUCACUAGUCAAUUAAAUGGAUUAUUUGGUAUACGAUUAAAUCGUGCUACAGGACCUUUCCGUGUUUUUUAUAUAAUUAAUAAUUUUAUUCAUAUCGUCAAGGAAACUAAUCUUGUUACAUUAUUAAUAUCAAUGAUAUGUAUUACAAUUAUAUGGUGUUUUAAACAUUUUAUCAAUCCAAAAGUUUCAGCUAUACUACGCUUUACAAUUCCAAUUGAAUUAAUUGUGCUUACUGCUGGUACUGUUAUAUCAAAAUUUGGUCUAUUAAAUCAACGUUAUGGGGUGUCGAUUGUCGGUGAAAUUCCUGUAGGUUUACCAUCACCUGUAUUACCGGAUAUUCGACUAGUACCAGAAGUUUUAAUGGAAUCAAUCAUUGUAUCGUUUGUUUCAUUAGCUACAACAAUUUCUUUAGUUAAAUUAUAUGCAAAGAAAGGUGGUUAUAAUGUUGGUUAUACUCAAGAACUGAAUGCACUAGGCUUGUCCAAUGUAAUAUCUGGAUUUUUUCGUUGUCAACCCUCAUCUGGUGCUUUGGCUCGGACUUCAGUUGCUAGUAACGUUGGAAUGUGUUCUCAAGUUGCUUCUUUGAUUUCUUGUUGUAUUCUUUUACUUGUUAUUACUGUGAUUGGACAAUUUUUACAAACUGUUCCAAAGUGUAUCUUAUCAUCAAUUAUUGUCGUAUCGCUUGAAAGUAUCUUCUUACAAAUUAUGGAUUUACGUGCAUUAUAUCGUGUUUCCAUAUAUGAUAUGCUUAUAUGGCUUGUAACAUUCAUGGCCACCGUGUUUAUUGAUGUCCCGAUAGGUUUAUUAACUGGUUUGUGUUUCUCCCUACUAACGGUAUUAUAUCGUACACAAUCGACAUAUUAUUAUGAACUUGGCCAAAUUCCCAACACAAAUAUUUAUGUUGAUUUAAAGAGAUAUGAUGAAGCUAUAAAACUUCCCAAUAUUCUUAUAUUAAAAUAUGGUGGUCCAUUGUAUUAUGCCAAUUCAGAAUCUUUUCAAAAUUGGAUAUAUCAAAUGACCAAUAUUAAUCCACAUAAAUUGAUUAAACAACGUCAACGUAUCAAACAACAAUUGGACCGUAAGCAACAACAACAACAACAACAACUUAAUGAAGAAAAUCUAAAUCAGUAUCAACAUAAUAGACAUAAUCGAUUGUCUUUUGUUAAAAAUGUAAUAAAACGAGUCAAAUUGAAUAAAAAGAAAGAUUGUGGUAAAUUUCCACAUAUUUCACAACUUACGACGGAUACUAAUGAUAGUAAAAAUGACGAUGAUCUUACUGGUCAAUUGAAAUUUAUUAUCUUAGAUAUAUCAUCAUGGAUUUAUUUGGAUUUUGUUGGUAUGAGAACUAUUACUGAUAUAAUUAAAAGUUAUGCUGAAUUAGAUAUUCGUAUAUUAUUCACUAUAUGUGAUCCACAAAUUUAUACAGUAUUAAUAAGUGAUAAUUUAACAUCAUCACAAAUUCAACAUAAUUCAUUUAUUAGUAUACAUGAUGCUGUAAUCUAUUGUCAAAAUAUACUUUCUACUACUACUGUUACUAGUAAUAAUGAUAAUAAUAAUGAUAAUUCGAAGAAUCCAAUUGGAGAUAAAACUAUAAAUUUACCCAUUCAAAAUAUCCCAGUGACUUAUUGUAAUUCAACAGUUACAGUAGAUAUUAUUACAGAUAAAUUAUGAUUACCAAGUGAAUUGUCAAAAAGAAGGAUUAUUCUCUAUCGUUGUUUAAUUUUCAUUAGAAAUCAAUCGGUUCUCAUGGUGUAGCUGCCUUAAUCUUAGAGUUUCUUCUUCUUGUCAUUAUUAUCAUCAUUAACCUACAGAUCAAUAAGGUAAAUCAACAAGAUAGAUUCUUUUUCAUUCUAUCCUUUUCUAGUUUUUUUUCUCUUUUUUCUUAGUUCAUGUAUUUGUUGAGUUUUUUUUCUUUUUUUUUGUUUUGUUUAGUUUUUCUUUUAAAAGAAUAAAUUUAUUCGAAUUGUAUAUUUACGAAACAAUGUGAAAGUGACUUUCUUACAUUCUCCUCAAUUGUGCAUUUUAUUACUUCCAAUCAAUGAUGUUAAUGUGUAUAUUUGUAGUGUUUAUGAAUUUCUUUUCUUUUUGUUUGUUUGUUUGUUUAUUUAUUAUGUUGUUAGUAGUAUGUUUUUACAUUUUUCUUCAGUUUUAUAUGAAUAUCUAUUUGUUUAUUACCUAUGAUUUGGUUAAUAUAUUUGUACAUUAUUCUAAUGUAUAUGAUCAGCUUAACUGAAUAGAUUGAUUUGUCUAGAAAAUACAUCGAUAGCUGGGGUUU
Molecule: messenger RNA, 2976 nt
Organism: Schistosoma curassoni
Lineage: Eukaryota; Metazoa; Platyhelminthes; Trematoda; Strigeidida; Schistosomatidae
Source: the annotation of a GenBank genome assembly